Messenger RNA from Penicillium coprophilum, 1398 nucleotides. Its product is annotated as TFIIH/NER complex subunit TFB2. Gene Ontology annotation, cellular component: transcription factor TFIIH holo complex; transcription factor TFIIH core complex. The coding region runs from base 1 to 1398 and encodes 465 amino acids. The record is from RefSeq and is a predicted model, not a curated record. The transcript is spliced from 3 exons. Gene Ontology annotation, molecular function: double-stranded DNA binding; ATPase activator activity. Gene Ontology annotation, biological process: nucleotide-excision repair. Lineage: Eukaryota; Fungi; Ascomycota; Eurotiomycetes; Eurotiales; Aspergillaceae.
AUGGCAAGUGCAACAUCCCGUCCCCUGGAGUACCUGGAGGGGCUUCCCGGGACGACUUUUUAUAAAUUAUACCAGCAGCCAUCUACAGCCCUUGCGAUCUUCCGGCGCAUGUUGCCUGAUUUAGCAAAAUGCUUUGUAAUGGCCUUACUCUACCUAAAAGACCCUCUUCCAACAGCUGAUCUGGAAGUUUGGGUCAAUUCAGAGAGCAAGAAGGAACGGGAUAAUGCGCUUUCAAUAUUGGGUCGACUUCACAUACUAUCUACGACCCUCACAAGUGAAAAUGUUCGUGCGUACAUGGUCACCAACCCAUUCGCUGCUUCGCUUCGACAAGCUCUGAUGGGCGCCGAGGACUCUCACUCUUUCGGUGUAUUCUCUCAAGCCCCAGAACAUACCCUGACUUCGAUUGCCGAUUUGGACGAAUAUGCUCGACGGCAGUGGGAAGGUGUGAUGGGGUACAUGGUUGGAACGAGUGCCUUGAGUGGACAGCGCGAUGCGGUUAAUUUGAGCAAGGGUGUCAAACAGCUUCUCCAAGCGGGACACCUAGUUGAGAUCCGAGGCAACCGUGUUGACAUUACCAAAGACGGGUUCGGAUUUGUGCUCCAGGACGUGAACACACAAGUCUGGCAUAUCUUGAUUCUUUAUGUCGAGAGCGCCGAGGCCAUUGGAAUGGAUAGCGUUGAAGUUCUCUCGUUCCUGUUCCUUCUGAGCAGCCUGGAACUUGGAUCAUCUUACGAUAAGAGCCACAUGACACCCAACCAACUUCGCACUCUCACGGACCUCGCCGAUUUUGGUAUUGUUUACCAGGAAGACGCCGACGCGACGCGCUUUUAUCCUACGCGUCUUGCAACUACACUUACAUCCGACUCGAGUGCCCUGAGCAACCCUGUCACGGGUUCUCUCACUGGCCCAGCAGGGCCGUCUGGUGGCACUGGCUCCGGGUUCAUCAUCAUCGAAACCAACUACCGACUCUAUGCCUACACAUCGUCACCCCUACAAAUAUCCCUGAUCUCCCUUUUCACAAACCUCAAAUACCGCUUCCCCAAUCUAGUCACCGGCAAAAUUACUAGACAGUCUGUCCGCCGAGCCAUCGAGAUGGGAAUCACUGCCGAUCAAAUAAUCUCAUACCUAUUAUCGCACGCACACCCACAGUUGCGGAAACACAGUGCUGCUCAAUCCAAUGGCAAGGGUGUCCCGGCAUCUGUCCUCCCGCCUACAGUGACAGAUCAGAUCAGACUGUGGCAGCUGGAGCGCGACCGUCUCCGGGCCACGGCGGGCUUUUUUGUUCAAGGACUUCACCAGCUUGACCGAAUAUCAGGCUCCUUGCCAAUAUGCAGCGGAGAUUGGCGUGUUAGUUUGGAAGUCAGAUCGGAAGCGCAUGUUCUUUGUCACGAGGCAUGA